GCAAAAGAAAAACGACUGCGACGAGAUGCUACACGUCAAACGACGUGGCAGGGCGAUUUUGAUGCAAAAUUGCCCCAAGAGGAUGAUAUGGACGAUGAAAUCGACGACGAGAAUGAUGACGAGCUGGCGGUAUCCUCUAAGGCAAAGGAGUCUUCUGGACACUUUCUUCAACACCCUCAUGCAUUUCCCACAUCUGGAGGCUUCGAGACGACCAUGAUCACAAACAGUAGCAGCAUUGACAGUGGUGCGGAAAGUGAAGGUGAACUGUCGAGUUCCUCGAUUUCACACUGUCAACAACAAGAAAUCGGCGAAUUUGCAACAAUGCAAUCCAUGUAUUCUCACGCCUUUCGCAAUGCUAUGCUACAGGAGGGAGGCGCGAUGCUUGGUUGGUUAUCACGUCCCAGUGACCUUUGCUAUCACGAUAUCAUGAGGUCGUCAUUCUCCCAAAUACCCUCCCCCUCAAUCGUCAAACAAUAUCCUUUUCAUCCACAGACGGCUGCUACAUCGACGACCUCAGAUUUCAAGGCACUUCGUUGA
Messenger RNA from Mesocestoides corti, 537 nucleotides. The record is from the annotation of a GenBank genome assembly. NCBI's taxonomy places the organism in Eukaryota, Metazoa, Platyhelminthes, Cestoda, Cyclophyllidea, Mesocestoididae.